CAGAUUCCUUCCAAAUACGAAAACUUUAUUGCAGAAGUUUCCUAUAAUGGCUCACAAUCUUAAAGUAACUUUUAAUGAUCUAGAAAACUUUAAUUGCAAAUUAAAGAAUUUGAACAAAACGUGUUAUUAUAAUAGUGAUGAUAUUGGCGUUAUUAUUGGAAGUAAUGAAAAUGAAAAUAAAAUAGUUAAUAAACCACAAAAUAUUCAGAAUUUGGUUGGGAAGAUUGACCGUUCAUUGGAAUUAAAAUAAUCAAUUACUAAGAAGUAUUAUAUUUU
Molecule: messenger RNA, 276 nt
Organism: Rhizophagus irregularis DAOM 181602=DAOM 197198
Lineage: Eukaryota; Fungi; Glomeromycota; Glomeromycetes; Glomerales; Glomeraceae
Molecular function (GO): protein binding
Source: RefSeq, a predicted model, not a curated record